Messenger RNA from Rhizopus microsporus ATCC 52813, 830 nucleotides. RefSeq lists its product as uncharacterized. Lineage: Eukaryota; Fungi; Mucoromycota; Mucoromycetes; Mucorales; Rhizopodaceae. The transcript is spliced from 4 exons. The record is from RefSeq and is a predicted model, not a curated record. Gene Ontology annotation, biological process: extrinsic apoptotic signaling pathway. Bases 191 to 619 code for a protein of 142 amino acids. Gene Ontology annotation, molecular function: CD27 receptor binding.
AUCACCUCAAUAACUUGAACGAACUUGAAGUCAAGUUUUCAAGGCUAUGGACACAAUGUCAACGAUGCCAACAAUCACUGCAUCAGGAUGUUAUUUGCUCAAAUAAUGACUGUCCCAUCUUUUAUAUGCGUAAAAAGGUGCAGAAGGACAUGAAUGAAGUAACUGAGAAACUAAACAGAUUUGACUAUGAAUGGUAAAUAAAGACAAGCUCUUAGCGGACUUUAAACAUGAUUGUUUCCUUUUCUCUCUCUUUUAUUUUCUAAUGACCAAAAGACCAUUAGAAGACGCCAGUUUUGCAAACGUGUUACGGCAGAAGCCAAAAGAAGAUAUCUUCUUUAAGCAUCAAAAUGCAAAGCAAACUGUUCAACUGUUAAUGAAUGCUCAAAGGAAUCUUUUAAUACCAGAACCAAACAACGACAAUAGCAAUAAGACUCUGGGCACAUGUUAUCGCUGCAGUCAUAAUACAUGUAUAAAAUGUACCUAUUGUGAACACGUCUUUUGUAAUAAUUGUAUACAACAAUGCAUAAUGUGUCAGUUACCUUAUUGCACAACCUGUUCAGAGAUAGAUUAUUCGCAACCUAUGGAGCAAGUGUUUUGCUUCACUUGCAAACAGACAUAAGGCAUUCAAUAUAUAUAUAUAUAACAUCAUCAUGUUGAAUAGAAGGAAAGAAAGAAAUAGAAGAAGAACAUCAAAGGGAGAAAAGAGAGAGAGAAGAGAGUCAUUUUAUCAUUUUUAAUUGACUAUUGUCUUUUUAAAAAGAUAAUACCUGUAUGAAAUGAUCAAGCGAUUGUAAUCAAAACUUGGCUACGAUCUGGCGAUAACCUUGGUG